Messenger RNA from Staurois parvus, 400 nucleotides. The record is from the annotation of a GenBank genome assembly. NCBI's taxonomy places the organism in Eukaryota, Metazoa, Chordata, Amphibia, Anura, Ranidae.
CUUAUUCACCAGGGCCCCUGAUGGUGGGGAUGGACUUGGAGCAGACUGAGACCAGGUUGCGACCCCCGAGUACGUCCAGCAGUGGUAGAGAGCACCGUCAGGGGUGUGCGGGAAAUGGAGCCUGACGUGAAGAGGCUGGCAGGCCUGGUAACAGGGACAGAUCCGUGCGGAAUGGAUGGAUGGAUCGUCAGGGUAACGUAAGGCGUAGUCAGGCAGGCCAGGUCAGCAACGUGCGGGCAGCGAGGUACUGGAGGAGCAGGCAGAGAAUGGUCAGGGUCACGAGCCGGGUUCAACAACUAACGGGCAGCGCGGUACAGAGGAUCAGGCAGAUAAAUGGUCAGGUCAAGCCAGGGGUCAAGCAGGAGACAAUCAGCAGGGUCAAGAGGAUCAGAUAACAGGA